Molecule: messenger RNA, 1478 nt
Organism: Asparagus officinalis (garden asparagus)
Lineage: Eukaryota; Viridiplantae; Streptophyta; Magnoliopsida; Asparagales; Asparagaceae
Product: alpha-galactosidase-like
Exons: 14
Coding region: 64-1323 (419 amino acids)
Biological process (GO): carbohydrate metabolic process
Molecular function (GO): hydrolase activity, hydrolyzing O-glycosyl compounds
Source: RefSeq, a predicted model, not a curated record
CAGACUCAAUAUUGGCUACAGCAAAUAUAUCCCAUCAUUUUCUAGAGUUGUUAUCUUACGACCAUGGCUUCAUUACGGGCCGGGUUUGAGUUUGGGCUGGACCGGGUCGGGUUGAUCUUCUUGUUCACGGGUCUGCUGAUGUCGGCGACUGUCGCCGGAGGUCGGGUCGUCAGAGAGGGUAGAGGCCUCAUUGAGAACGGCCUUGGCCGAACUCCUCAAAUGGGUUGGAACAGUUGGAACCAUUUUCACUGUGACAUAAACGAGCAGAUGAUCAAGGAAACAGCUGAUGCAAUGGUCUCUACCGGCUUGGCAUCCUUGGGAUAUCACUAUGUAAACUUGGAUGACUGCUGGGCUGAACAAGACAGAGACUCUAAGGGUCACUUGGCUGCCAAGGCAUCAACAUUCCCUUCAGGCAUAAAAGCUCUCGCAGAUUAUGUGCAUGACAAAGGGCUAAAGCUUGGAAUUUACAGUGAUGCUGGGACACAAACCUGCAGCCGAAAAAUGCCAGGGUCACUUGGACAUGAAGACCAGGAUGCAAAGACCUUUGCCUCAUGGGAAGUUGACUAUUUGAAAUACGAUAACUGUAACAACCCUGGUACUAGCCCUCAAGAAAGAUACGCCAAGAUGAGCAAUGCUUUGCAGAACUCGGGAAGGAAAAUUUUCUUCUCUCUCUGUGAAUGGGGUCAAGAUGAUCCUGCUACAUGGGCUGGCAACAUAGGAAAUAGCUGGAGGACAACCGGAGAUAUAGAAGAUAAUUGGGACAGGUAUAAAAUUUUAACAUUUAAAAAAAAAUCAUAUAACGUAUUUUCUACAUCUCGAGCUGAUGAGAAUGACAAAUGGGCAUCAUAUGCAAAACCUGGAGGAUGGAACGAUCCUGACAUGCUUGAAGUGGGAAAUGGAGGGAUGACAACCGAAGAAUAUCGGUCACAUUUCAGCAUUUGGGCUUUGGCUAAGGCUCCUCUGCUUAUUGGUUGUGAUAUCCGCUCGAUGGACAAUGUGACUCAUGAAAUACUUAGCAACUCAGAGGUCAUUGCAGUUAACCAAGAUAAACUUGGAGUUCAAGGGAGGAAAAUCAAAUCGGAUGGAGGCUUGGAGGUAUGGGCUGGUCCUCUCAGUGGUGGUAGAAUAGCUGUUGUUCUUUGGAACAGAGGAUCAUCAGAAGCAUCAAUCACUGCAAAUUUUUCAGAUAUCGGCCUGAAAUCAUCGGAUACAGUCGAUGCUCGAGAUCUGUGGGAGCAUUCAACUUCAUCAUCAGUUCAAGGGCAGAUAACGGUGAAAAUGGGGUCUCAUGCAUGCAAGAUGUACGUCCUGUCGCCGAAAUAGACGAGGAUAUAUUAAUGUUCAACGGUACACUAACGUAAAUUAGUGUAGCCAUUGCUCAAUGUAUGAGUUUUGCUGAAAGUGGAAAGAAAACUAAGUGUAAAAUUCAGAAAUAAAAAAGAAAAGCACAAUAGAAUAGAGCAACUGCCUUCACCUGA